AUGAGAGUUGGUGUAGGGUCAGAGUUCCGCAUGGAGCGGGAGAUAUUUAAGGCUACAUCAAAUUAUCUUAGGCGGGAGGGUCUACUUCGUGACACACACGCUGUUAGAGUUGAGGAGCAAUUGGGAAUGUUUAUGUUCAUGAUCUCGCACAAUGCUAGCAAUGAAAGGAUGCAAAAGCUUCCUAGUUCCAACCAAACUCACCCCAAGAUUGCAUCGGACCCUCGAUUUUAUCCAUUCUUUAAGAAUUGCAUUGGUGCCAUCGACAGCACGCAUGUCCCAAUCACUAUUGCAGAAGAUAAAGCCCCCCGGUCUGCAUCAGAUGCUGGAGUCCUUAGGUCAGCUAUUACCAAGGGGUUUCACGUGCCAGAGGGCAAAUUCUAUCUUGUAGAUGGUGGGUAUGCAAACACACCAUCAUUCCUCGCGUCUUAUCGUGGAGUUCGGUACCACCUCAAUGAGUUUAGAAGGCGGCGCUCAUCCCGAAGAAGGGAAUAUGCAGAUCACAAGGAGCUAUUCAACCACCGCCAUGCAAUUCUCAGAAACCAUAUUGAGAGGGCUAUUGGGGUUCUAAAGAAGCGGUUUCAAAUUCUGAAAGUGGGUACACAUCAUCCCAUAGAAUCUCAGAUAAAGAUUCCAGCUGCAGCAGCGGUAUUUCAUAACAUAAUUAGAGGCCUAAAUGGAGAUGAGGAUUGGUUGGAUCACCAACCUACUUAUAUCCCACAAAUUGAUUAUGUUGAUCUGCCAGAGGGAGAUGACAACUAUCGAAAUGAUGUGGAGUCAGUGAGCUUACAAAUUGAUGAUGGGACUAUUCUUCGAGAUCAAAUUGCUAUACAGAUGUGGGACCAAUACAAUCAAAACCGGGCAUGA
This is a messenger RNA of Phragmites australis (common reed), 864 nucleotides long. RefSeq lists its product as uncharacterized. Lineage: Eukaryota; Viridiplantae; Streptophyta; Magnoliopsida; Poales; Poaceae. The transcript has 4 exons. The coding region runs from base 1 to 864 and encodes 287 amino acids. The record is from RefSeq and is a predicted model, not a curated record.